Molecule: messenger RNA, 1140 nt
Organism: Ogataea haglerorum
Lineage: Eukaryota; Fungi; Ascomycota; Pichiomycetes; Pichiales; Pichiaceae
Exons: 2
Coding region: 1-1140 (379 amino acids)
Biological process (GO): ribosomal small subunit biogenesis; ribosomal large subunit biogenesis
Cellular component (GO): nucleolus
Molecular function (GO): DNA binding; RNA binding
Source: RefSeq, a predicted model, not a curated record
AUGGGGAAUAACUCUUUAGAGUACUACUACGAUGAGGACACGUCCAAUCAGUGGCAGCGGAAGAAGCAAAGCAAGAGCCAGGCCAAGGAGAACAAGAAGGCCAAGCUGGAUCCAGAGGCCACCAGAGAUGUGAGUGCAAAGGAAGAGAAGGACAGACACGCGCUUGAGGCGAAGCCGGUGAUAAUACCGGGCAAGAAGCAGGAGUCCGCGCCGGUGGAGGAGCCUGCGGCUGUGGAGGCUCAGGAGCCUGAAAGCACAGCCACCGACACAGAACUGAAACUUGACGACGCUACGAUAGUAUUUGACGACGACGGCGACGGCGAGGGCGACACCGCACCGCCACCCCCACGUAAGUCCAAGCAGCAGCUUACGCCGGAGAAGAAGAAGGAGAAAGCCGAGAACCUGGCUAGGCUGCGGGCGAAACUGGCGGAGAAAAUCAACACACUGAAGGAGAAGCGCAAGGCGCCAGGCACCAAGUUCGCCACGGUGACGUCUCGACAGCAGAUAUUGGAGGAGAGACGCAAGAAAGAGGCUCUCAGAAGACAGCAGAAAAAGACCAAGGAAGAAAAAGACGACGACGACGACAAGUCGAGUAGCGAGGACGAGGACAUGGAGGACAAGGACGACAGGGAAGACGUGGUGAUGUACAAUAAUAUCGAGUUUAACCAGGGCGAGAGAGCCACGUCUGAUUUGAGCGGGGUGCGCAAGGUGGGGCGUCGGAAGGGCCCAUCGAACAACGACGUGAAGUCGCACCUGAAGAAGGCGGAGCAGGAGAAGGCGAAGCUGGCAGCCAUGGACAAGGAGCAGGCGCAGGCUGUGGAAGAGAAGCACAGGUGGAACAAGGCGCUUGCCGGCGCGCAGGGGAUCAAAGUGAAGGACGACGUGAAGCUCUUGAAAAAGGCCCUCAAGCGCAAGGAGGCCAAGAAGAGAAAGAGUGAGCGCGAGUGGGCGGAGCGGAAGCAGUUCGUCGCAGACCAGAUCAAGGCCAAGCAGGACAGAAGGGAGGAGAACCUGCGGAUCCGCCGCGAAAACAAGGGCAAGAGCCGCAAGCACCAGACCAAACAGCUGCGCUCGUUCAAAGGCGCCACGCGGGUCCCUAAAAGAGCCGGCUUCGAGGGCAAAAUAAAGAGAAAGAGCUGA